UUUUAUUUAUUACUCUUAGUUCUUUUAUUAUCGUUGGGUUUUUCAACUAAACCCCUCCAUCCCCAUUUUUCCUCCACAAUUAGUCGUUAAAACUAAAAGUCAAGGGAAACACUACUCGACAGUUUUUUCCAGGCUUUGAAAUUUUCUUUAAUAGAAUUUCUUCUCUAACUCAUCUUCAUUUACCUCUUGUGUAUGUCUCUUUUCUUUCUUUUCUUUUUUUUUUUUUUUUUUUUUUUUUUGUUGCAAAUAUCAAUUUCCGGUAUUAAUAUAUAUUAUUCGUUUUCAAUGUCCUUGGAAUUGAACGAGUAAAUAAUUGAACUCUACAAAUUAUAUCGAAAGAGAGAGAGAGAUUUAAUCAAGUUUAUAGAGAAGUUUUCCAAGUUUGUGAAAAUCAGUGCCGAGAGAACUAUAUACGAAAUCAAAAUAAUCCUGAGGGAAUGACUCGACAACAAAGAUUUUCUGGAUGGUAUUAUAGUAAAAGCAUGUACGGUGUGAUUUGCACCAUUGCGUGCUUGGCAUCCGCGACGAGGGCCCAGCUCAAGUAUAAUCAAUCAAGAAGAUACUCUUGGGACAAUGUUGGGAAUUACUUAACCCGAGCGGGCGAUUUCUCAGAUAUCGACUUUGUGAAUCUGUUCCAAAUACUCGAUUUAGUUUCAAACUCAGAGGAGUUUCAACCACUCACAAUAUCAAUUGGUACAUUCGAUACCAAUUCUUAUCUAAUGGGACAAAUCUCUAAGUUCUUUGAACGUAAAUUAAUCACUUGUUAUCAAAUUGAUUUAAGAAACAAUUUAUCUUCGUUUAUAAUUGGCAAUUUUCAUCGUACAACUUGGAUUAUUCUUGCUGAAAAUCCACAAGUGUUAUUGAAUUUCAAUUCGAAAUUACUUUGGAACUCGAGAAAUAAAUUUCUCAUCCUUUUUCUUCAGAAUAAUAAUAAUAAUAAAGAUACAAUAGAGAAUUAUGAAAAAUUAUUUUCCAUUCAUUGGAAAAAUGAUGGAAUUUCGAAAAUUUUGAUUGGAGAUGCUAAGGAUCAUUUAUUCUAUUUUUAUCGUUAUCUUCCGUUUGAAAUAAAUUCUCAUGGGGAUUUUGGAAAAAUUCAAAGAAUUUUCAUUGAUAAGGAUAAUAUUGAGAUUUUUCUAAAUCAUAAGAAAAAUAAAAGAUUGGAAAAUAAUAAAAAGAAAAAUUGUUCAUUAAAAGAAUUGAAUAAAAUUUUUGAAGAUUUUAAAAAUUUAAAUAAUUAUCAAAUUAAUGUGACUAUUUUCAAAUCACAAAUGUUGAAUAUAGAAAAAAUUGGAAAUAAAACAAAUUUUUCGGGACUUGAUAUUAAUGUCAUGUUUCUUUUGAAAAAAUUAUUAAAUGCUGAUUUUCAAAUUAGUGUUCUUUCACCUAAUUAUAAAUUUGAUCCAUUUGAAAAUGGAUUAAAAAGAAUUGAAUCGAAUGAAGCUGAUCUUAUUAUGACAACAUAUUUUGUGAAAACUUAUGAUAAUUUUCAAUUUUUUGAUUUUACAUUUAGUGUACAUAUUGAUAAAGUUUGUUUUUUUGGCAAAGCCGCUGGCAAAGUACCAAAAUCUUUUAUGCCAUUUCUACCAAUUUCUCUUGAUUUUUGGCCUAUUUUUAUUAUUUAUAAUAUUUUAAUUAGUGCCCUUUGGAUUAAAUUCAAAUCAUUUAGUGAUAGAAUUCAUCAUAAAAAUAAUCAAAUUUCAUUAAUUGAAAAUAUUUAUUCUUCUUUGGAAAAUUCUAAAUUUGAGAAAAAUUUACAAAAUUAUCCACCAAAAAUUGAUUCACGUUUAGAAUAUUGUGGUGAAAUUACAAUUUUAACUUGUACACAUCUUCAUGGUGCUGAAACAACAGCGCAACGAUUUUUUCUCUCUGGUACAUUAAUUUUUACAAUUAUUAUAUUUGGUUUAUAUGAAAGUACAUUAUUGUCAUCAAUGAGAAAACCAUUUGAAUAUACAGAAUUAAAUACAUUAAAUGAUGUUCUUAAAACAAAUUAUCCAAUAUUGACGAAAUAUCAAAAUCUCAAAGAUAGUACUUAUGGUGAAUUGAAAAAUAGAGUUGUUGUUUUGGAAAAUGUUAAAACAUCAUUGAGAAAUAUUGUUGUGAAUAAUAAAAGUACUCUUGGAAUUAUGAGACUAUCGACGGCUGAUUUAGAGGAUCGUACAAAAUUUUAUGACGCCGAUGGAGAAUAUUUGUUACAUGUGAUUGACGAGUGUCCUGGGGUUUAUAGUUUGUCAUAUAUUGUCAAACGUUAUUCACCUUAUUUAGAGAGAAUCGAUAAAUUAUUGUCACAUAUGAGUGAGGGGGGAUUAUUUUUUAAAUGGUAUAAUGAUAUGCAUUAUCCAAUUUAUAAGGAGGAACAACAAAAAUUAGCUUCUAAACCAUUAAUAACUGUUUUGACAUUGGAACAUUAUUCUUUAAGUUUUUUUAUUCUUUUUGGAGCAUUUUUCUGUUGUACUUUUGUUCUUAUUGCUGAAAUAUUAUAUGCGAGAAGUGCAAGGAGAAUAAAUGUAAUAGAAAAAGAAAAUUGUGAAUUAAGAGAGGAAAAUUGAAAUUGAAAGAAAAAAAAUGGUUUAUUUUUUGAAUUUAAAAAUUAUUUUCUUUGUUAAAUCUAAAACAUUUUUUUAACUUUAAUUCCAUAAUAAAUGUAAUUAAAAUUUGUUUGAAAAUUUAUUUAAAAAUUAUUAAUUUAAUAUAAAAUAUAAUAGAAAAUAUUUAUUAACGAAUUUUUAUUAUUGAAAAAUUGAAGGAACAUUUUAUGUAUUUGGUUGAAUAUUAAAAAAAAAUUUUUUUUUUUUAUUUUAUUUUCACAGAAUUUCUUUUUUUUUUACAUGUUGUUGGAUGUAUUUUUAAGAAGUAAAAUUUUUGUGAA
Leptopilina boulardi is the source of this 2866-nucleotide messenger RNA. RefSeq lists its product as uncharacterized. The record is from RefSeq and is a predicted model, not a curated record. Bases 438 to 2546 code for a protein of 702 amino acids. NCBI's taxonomy places the organism in Eukaryota, Metazoa, Arthropoda, Insecta, Hymenoptera, Figitidae. The transcript has 2 exons.